Colossoma macropomum (tambaqui) is the source of this 2202-nucleotide messenger RNA. RefSeq names its product fyn-related Src family tyrosine kinase (gene frk). Gene Ontology annotation, molecular function: non-membrane spanning protein tyrosine kinase activity; signaling receptor binding; ATP binding. Gene Ontology annotation, cellular component: extrinsic component of cytoplasmic side of plasma membrane. The record is from RefSeq and is a predicted model, not a curated record. The coding region runs from base 285 to 1877 and encodes 530 amino acids. The transcript has 8 exons. Gene Ontology annotation, biological process: cell surface receptor protein tyrosine kinase signaling pathway; cell differentiation; protein phosphorylation. NCBI's taxonomy places the organism in Eukaryota, Metazoa, Chordata, Actinopteri, Characiformes, Serrasalmidae.
GGACCAGGAAGCGCAGUAGCUUCGAGUCGGAGCAGUAAAUCUGUGCAGUGAAGGACUUUGGAUCUUCUGCUGAAGAAACGAGCUUCCCUCUCUUCGCUCCGAGUUUCUGGACACUUUGAAGAUUCUGACUCUGACUAGUUUUGUCUGCACAUUGUGGUUGAAUCGAUCAGCUUUGAACAUUUAAGGCUGUUCCACAGACUCUGAAUUAUAAGAUGCUGUUUGCUGGACUCGGCAGGUGAUUAAUCAGGAGGUUUUAGGCUGUCGGUGUGUUUGUGUUCUUCAGUAUGGAGAGUGUGCGCGAGCGGCUGGUCUCCUGCUGCUUCUCCACUUUUCCAUGUCUGCGGAAAAAGGAGUCGGAGCCGUCGGGCGAAGUAAUAAAACCAAAACCAGAUUCAGGGGGUCUGAUCUUCCAGAACCAUAACCGCCAUCCCCCGUUUACUCCGUCUACCGAGCAGACCCAGCAGACCCAGCAUUCCUCGCCGCCUGUGCUUGUGGCGCUGUUUGAUUACUCCGCACGCACAGCGGAGGACCUGAGCUUCCACACAGGAGACAAAUUUCAGCGGCUGCAUGACGACGACAUUGACUGGUGGUACGUCAGAGCCCUCAGUGGAGUUUCAGCUAACAAGACAGGCUACAUUCCAUGUAACUACGUAGCGCAGUUGGAGAGCCUGGACGCAGAACCAUGGUACUUCGCGGAUACGAAGCGUUUGGAUGCGGAGAAGUUGCUGCUGGCUGAUGGAAACCAACACGGAGCGUUCCUCAUCAGACACUGCGAGAGUCAAGCAGGAGAACUAUCACUGUCAGUGCUGGACCAGGGUAAAGUGAAGCACUACAAGAUCCGACGGACGGACUAUAACCAUUAUUUUGUGUCGAGGAACCACAGUUUCCAAACUUUAAAAGAGCUGGUGCAGCACUACAGCCAGCAGGAGGAUGGACUGUGUGUCCGGCUCAGACAGCCCUGCAAGAAGGCUGAAGCUCCACAGACUUAUGGUCUGUCCUACAACACGGUGGAUCAGUGGGAGAUCCCCCGCAGCUCUAUCCAGCUGCUGCAAAAACUCGGUGCUGGACAGUUCGGAGAGGUUUAUGAGGGAGUGUGGAAUCGCACGACUUCAGUCGCUGUGAAAACUCUCAAACCAGGCAGUAUGGAUGCCGAGGACUUCCUGCGUGAAGCUCAGAUCAUGAAGAAGCUCCGACACCCCAAACUGAUCCAGCUGUAUGCAGUGUGCACUGUGGGGGAGCCCAUCUACAUCAUCACUGAGUUAAUGAGCAACGGCAGCCUGCUGGAGUACCUGCAGAAAGACAGAGGAGCUGCUUUACGUCUUUCUGAUCAGAUAGAGAUGGCGGCUCAGGUUGCAGCAGGUAUGGCGUACCUGGAGCUGCAGAACUACAUCCACAGAGACCUGGCAGCCCGGAAUGUUCUGGUGGGGGAAAACAACGUGUGCAAAGUGGCAGAUUUUGGUCUGGCCAGAGUGUUUAUGAAAGAAAAUGAUAGCAUUGAUGAUGGAGAUGAGGAGAACGUGUACCAAGCGAGAGAGGGCACUAAAUUCCCGGUGAAGUGGACGGCUCCCGAGGCCAUUCAUGACAAUAAAUUCAGUAUCAAAUCUGAUGUCUGGUCAUUCGGCAUCCUGCUGUACGAGAUCAUGACCUUCGGACAGAUGCCUUACCCAACUCUCACUAAUUCCCAGGUUGUGCAGAAGCUGCGUAGCAGCUAUCGAAUGUUGUGUCCAUCAAACUGUCCAAAGGUUCUGUAUGACAUAAUGAUGGACUGCUGGAAGGACACGCCCGCUGACCGGCCCACCUUCGAAACACUGCAGUGGAAACUCGAGGACUUCUUUGACCUGGAUGUCAGCUCCUAUGAUGACGCAAACCGCUACUGACCAACUGCUCCACCGACAUUGGUUCCCACACCAAUGGCUACCCUGGCAACAUCUCCCAUGGCAACAGUCCAUGAGCAACAGCCCCCUUGGCAACAGUUGCCCCACCAACAUCUCCCAUGGCAACAGUCCAUGAGCAACAGCCCCCUUGGCAACAGUUACCCAAGCAACAGCAUCCAUAGCUAUGGCUCAAUGGUGAAGGCCCAACAUCAACAGCCCCCUUGGCUAACCUGACGACAGCCCCUCAGCACUGAUGCCAUUCUUGUUUUUUUUAUUCUGGCAGAGUUUAAAUCUAAAUAUACUUUAAAAGUAUAAUCAAAUAUCCAAA